AUGUCAAGUAGUAAAGAAGGGUCAGCCACUCUGACUGUAUGUAAGAAUAUAUUUGCUCAUUGAGAAGUACUAAUAAUUAUUCAGGGUUUACUCAAAAUCAAUUUUGAUUUCCAUCCCACUGGUAAGUAAUAAAACAAUUUGGUUGCAAGUUGGUAUACUAACAUAAUUAAUAGCAUUGAAAAAGAAAAUAAUGCAAAAAAUACCUAGGUCAUUACCUUACUACGACAAUUUACACGUUUCAAGUGAAAAUCAAGAUUCUAUAAUUGAAGAAUUGAUGAAAUUGCAUCCACACAAUUCAAGUAUAAUAAUUGCAAAUUUUACGAACAAUAAAAUAAAUUCAUACCUGCAACAGUUAAAUAAUAUAUUAAGACCAUUAUUAUUUGAAAUUAUAGAUGAUGAAUCUCGUAUCCAUUUAGAAAAUAUACUUAAUGAAUUAAUUCAAAAUAUUCCGAAACCGCAAGAACAUAAUUUUGAUGAACCUCAAGCACUUGAUGAAACAAAUUUAAAAUUUGAUAACUUACCAAAGACUAAACCAGAUGAGACUAGUAAAUUUCCAGAUAAUUAUUUAAUAAAAAUCCUAAUUGAUAAUUUUGAUUUAUUGAAACAUUUUUCAUUAACUUAUUUUAAUUUAACCUUGACUUCAAAUGUGACUAAAUUUAUAGUUGAAUUAAUUUAUCAAUUAAAUUAUUGGGAAGUUGUCCAUUUAGUUUAUGUAAAUUCUAAAAUUGUUAGUUUUUUAGAAUUAAUUGGAUUUGAUAUCAUACCUACACCAUGUGGACCAAUUGUUAAACAACCAGAGAAUUAUUUAAAUGAUAAUAUGCAACAAGGUUUAUUAUACCCAUAUCCAUAUCCAUUCUAUAACUAUUCAUACCAUUCAUUUGAUUCGAAAGUUGAAGCUAGAAAAUUUGGUAAAGUUAAAAUUCAACCUUAUUUAGAUAUAACUUUAAAAACUGAGGAACCUAUUAAAAAGAAGAGAAGAAGAAAUGUCAAAAAACAGGAAUCUGUUGAAGUUGAAGAAGCUCUGCCUGCUUUUGAACCAGAUUUAGUACCACAACCAGAACCAGAACCAGAGCCAAAACUAGAACCUAUAAUUGUUGAUGAAAGAGAAAGGAGUGGAACUGUAAGCGAUCUCGACAUUACUUCAGAAGAAGAAGACCAAGAAGAAGAGGAUGAUGAUAAAGAUGGGAAACCAAUUGAUAUAUUAACUUUACAACUACAAGCCGAAAACUUAGGAAGAAGAGGAAGAGGAGAAGGACCACAAAAUAAUAUUACACGAAUGCAAGAAACUCAAAGACAGAUAGAAUUGUUAAAAUUACAUAAAGCUAGUCAACCACCUCCUCCUCAUAUGCCACAACAAUAUCCAAUUCCACCUGCUGGUUAUAUUUAUCCACCACCUCAAUUUGUAUCAUCAUCAUCUUCUCCACCACAGCUUCCUCUGCAACAAUUACAUCAAGGAAUUCCACCAAAUUAUUAUCCACCUUAUUUUAGACCGUAUCCAGGACCUCCCGGACCUGCAGAACAAUUUCAUCAAGGUCCAUCUCCACCAACGGAAUUAAAUUCUCAAUUAUCACCACCACACCAUCAGCAACAAUUACAACAAUCAGAUAGAAUGCCCAAUAUAACACCUAUUCAAAAUUUCCAAUCUCAACAGAAUGUACUUCCAUCAUUUAAUGCUUUAACAGAAUGUAAAACUAGUACACAAUCUCCACAAGAAAAUCAAUUACCAAAUGAAACUCCAAUGAGACCUCAAAGUCAACCAUAUAUAAAUGCUCCACCACCUUAUAUUGAUCCAAUAACUCAAACGAUCACCUAUCCAGUACCACCAAUGGAUGAGAAUUCAAUAAAAGUGGCAAAUAAACAAGCAGCAACUCAUCGAUGUAAUUUAAAAGAUUCAAGUACUAACCAACCAUGUAAUAAAGUAUUUUAUGGAAAGAAUGAAUUAUUAAGACAUCAAGAAUUUGUGCAUGCUUCAAAAAAGAAGAUUUAUAAAUGUAUUUAUUGUCAAAGAGAAGGAUCAAAAGUUCAAAGUUAUCCAAGACAUGAUUCAUUAGCUAGACAUAUUAGAAGAAAACAUAAUAUAACAGGUAAGGAAAACAAAGAAGCUGUAAAUUAUGCAAAAGAUAAUGUUGAAGUAAUUGAAGAUAUAGAAUUAUCAAUUCAACAAAUAAAUACAAAAGAUCAUCAACAAAAGAAACGUUUAAAAUCAAUGCAAGAUCAAUUUAAAAUAGAUGAAAAACAAGAAGGUCAAGAAGGUCAAGAAGGUCAAGAUGUACAAACAUCUAUGUUUGAAAUGGGAUCUGAGAAUGGUGAAAAUACUGAUAAUGAGGAUAAUUCUAAAGAUAAAAAAGAUGAUCGACCAGUUUAUCCAGUUCUAGGUAGUUUUGAUCAUAGAAAUAGUUAUAGUUUUGAUAAUUAUGAUCUGGUUAAUGAAAAUGAUGAACAAUGA
This is a messenger RNA of Insectozyma verbasci, 2446 nucleotides long. The record is from the annotation of a GenBank genome assembly. Lineage: Eukaryota; Fungi; Ascomycota; Pichiomycetes; Serinales; Debaryomycetaceae.